This is a messenger RNA of Achroia grisella, 6172 nucleotides long. RefSeq names its product laminin subunit gamma-1 (gene LanB2). The transcript is spliced from 29 exons. NCBI's taxonomy places the organism in Eukaryota, Metazoa, Arthropoda, Insecta, Lepidoptera, Pyralidae. Gene Ontology annotation, biological process: axon guidance. The coding region runs from base 41 to 4936 and encodes 1631 amino acids. The record is from RefSeq and is a predicted model, not a curated record. Gene Ontology annotation, cellular component: basement membrane.
AAGCAGCCGCGUUGAACGUGGGUUCGGGCGCUCCACCAAAAUGGCGCGGCCCUUUUUGUAUAUAUACUGCAUACUAAUGAUAGCCGCGUAUAUCGCGGCACAGGAUUACUACCAUACACCACGAACCGGACUAGCCCCAUGUUACAGCAAUGACGGACGACCCCAGCGAUGCAUCCCUGAAUUCGAAAACGCGGCAUUCAACGUACUGAUGGAAGCAACUAAUACCUGCGGCGAUAACGGGCCAAUGGUAUACUGCAUUCAGACCUCGGCGGCUACAUCCACGAGGUCUUGCGACUACUGCCACCAGGGUCAACUUACCAGCUACUAUCUGACAGACCUUCACCACGAUCAGAACAAUCAAACGUGGUGGCAAUCAGAGACAAUGAAGGAGGGCAUCCAGUACCCUAAUCAAGUCAACUUGACGUUACAUCUGGGUAAGGCGUAUGAUAUAACUUACGUCAAAAUCGUGUUCUACUCUCCAAGGCCACAGAGCUUUGCUAUUUAUAAGAAAACCAGCGAGGAGAAGGAUUGGGAUCCCUUCCAAUAUUUCAGUGCUUCUUGCCGUGAUACCUAUGGAGUACUAGAACAAAGAUCGGCUGACUUAGGUGCCGAAACAAGAGCACUCUGUACCAGCGAAUACUCUGAUAUAUCGCCCCUUUCUGGCGGGAACGUGCUUUUUUCGACUCUCGAGGGACGUCCUUCCGCGUUUACGUUCGACAGCAGUCCAGAGUUACAGGAAUGGGUGACAGCAACAGAUCUGCGUAUUUCUUUGGACCGCCUGAACACCUUUGGCGAUGAGAUCUUCGAAGAUAUACAAGUACUGCAGUCGUACUGGUACGCCAUUGCUGACGUCAAUGUCGGAGCUAGAUGUAAAUGUAAUGGGCACGCGUCAAUAUGCGAUACCAAUGAAUACCCUGAUGGUACCAAGACGAGGGCUUGCAGAUGUGAACAUAAUACAGCGGGUCGUGAGUGUGAGAGGUGCUUGGACUUCUACAAUGACGCGCCCUGGGGCCGUGCAUCAUCCACUAAUGUACACGAAUGCAAAGCUUGCAACUGCAAUGGUUUCUCCGACAAGUGCUACUUCGAUAAAGACCUGUACGAACAGUCCGGCCACGGUGGGCACUGCAUUGACUGCGCCGAGAACAGAGAUGGCCCCAACUGCGAGAGAUGCAGAGAAAAUUACUAUCAAGGAGAAAGGGAGAUAUGCCUUCCGUGUAAUUGUAAUCCUACUGGAUCGCGAAGUCUCCAAUGCAAUGCCCAAGGCAAAUGUCCAUGCAAACCUGGAGUGACAGGAGACAAGUGCGACGUGUGUUCUCCAAAUCAUUACGAAUUUACCAACCAAGGCUGCAAGCCGUGCGGGUGUAACGAAUCUGGUUCUUUCGAAAACAAACCACAAUGUGACCCUGUCAGCGGAAUUUGUCUCUGCAAGCAGAAUGUGGAGGGCAGACGUUGUAGAGAAUGCAAACCAGGCUUCUUCAAUUUGGACAUCGACAACGAGUUUGGGUGUACACCAUGUUUCUGCUUUGGGCAUUCGUCUCAGUGUAGUUCAGCUCCGAAAUACCAAGCUCAUGAAAUUAAUGCACGCUUCAUAAGAGACGCAGAAAAAUGGACAGCUGAAAACGAUCAGCAUCACCCAAUCGCUCUUCAGUUUAAUGCUAAUACACAGAACAUAGCUGUAACAUCGCGAGGAUCGGAGAUUGGCUAUUUCAUAGCAUCGAACCAGUUCCUCGGAGAUCAACGACCUUCCUAUAACCACGAUCUAAAGUUCACACUACGUUUGGGCGAAAGCAAUGCCUAUCCGUCAUCCCAAGACAUUAUACUGGAGGGCUCCCGUGCUUCUAUUUUUAUGAAUAUUUAUGGACAAAACAAUCCUGAACCAUCUGAUCAGCCUCAAGAAUACACCUUCAGGCUUCACGAAGAUCCACGUUACGGCUGGACACCUACUCUGUCAAACUUCGAAUUCAUGUCCAUCCUUCAGAAUUUAACUUCAAUAAAGAUUAGAGGAACAUACAAUAAAGGCGGGAUAGGGUAUUUGAUGAACUUCAAGUUGGAGACUGCGAAGGCUGGUCGAGAGAGGGGUUCAGCGCCGGCCAAUUGGGUAGAGAAGUGUACCUGCCCUGGUGCCUACGUGGGUGAUUAUUGUGAAGAGUGCGCGCCAGGGUUUAAACACGAACCCGCUAACGGAGGCCCCUAUUCCACCUGCAUACCUUGCGACUGUAAUGGACAUGCGCAUAUUUGCGACACUGCUACUGGUUUCUGUAUCUGCAAACACAAUACGACGGGCAGCAACUGCGAACUCUGUGCCAAAGGUUUCUACGGCAACGCCAUAACUGGUACCCAGGAUGAUUGCAAGGUCUGCCCAUGUCCAAAAGACAGUGGUUGUCUUCAACUAGUGGAUGGUAGCAUUGUCUGUACAGAUUGUCCAACUGGAUAUGCUGGGCCGAGGUGUGAGGUUUGUGCUGACGGUCACUUCGGCGAUCCUACCGGUCAGUUCGGUGCACCACAAGAAUGCGGGGAAUGUCAAUGUAACGGCAAUGUGGACCCCAAUGCAGUCGGCAACUGCAAUAGAACAACGGGAGAAUGUCUCAAAUGUAUUUACAAUACUGCUGGAGCGCACUGUGAUAAGUGCUUGAGUGGUUAUUUCGGAGAUGCCCUCGACCCGGAAGAGAAGGGUGAUUGUAAGCCAUGUCAAUGCCAUGAAGCGGGCACAUUGGAAAGUCCUGAAGGCCCGCCGUUGUGCGACGGCUUGACUGGUUACUGCUCUUGCCGUCCACACGUCAUAGGGAGAAAUUGCGACAAAUGUGAGGAUGGAUAUUAUAAUAUCAACUCGGGCGAGGGUUGCAAGCCAUGUGAAUGCAAUCUGGACGGUUCGUACAACUCGACUUGUGAUCCAAUCACCGGCCAAUGUUACUGCAAGCCCGGUGUCAUUGAUAAGCAUUGCGAUCGUUGUCGAUCCUACCACUACGGAUUCUCCACUGAAGGUUGCAAAAACUGCGACUGCGACAACUGGGGCUCCACGGACUACCAGUGCAACAUGUCUGGCCAGUGCUCUUGCCAGGAAAAUGUUGAAGGGCGCCGUUGUGAUAGGUGCAUGGAAAAUAAACAGAGGCGAGCAGAUGGACAAGGAUGUGAAGAUUGUCCUCCAUGUUACAACUUAGUGUUGGAUGCCGUCAAUGAUCAUAGACGCGAGCUAAAGGAUUUAGAUGAAAUAUUAGCGAAAAUAUCCAAAGCGCCUACAGUAGUCGAAAAUGCUGACUUUGACAUCGAAUUGAAACGCGUGAGGGCUGAGAUAGAACAGCUGGUACAGGACGCUAAAGCAGAGGCUGGUGGCGGUGGGGGUACCAGUUUGACGGACCAACUCUCUGAUCUCGCCAACCGACUUGCUGACGUCAGGAACAUGUUAUUGAAGACUGAACAUCAACGGUACGAUGGCAGCGAAGCGGUCGAGAACAGCAAACCUAACUUACUAAAAGCUCAAGAAACUAUUAAAGCAGCUCAAAAGGAAAUUGAGGACGCAAUCCAAUAUUUAGCAGGUGAAGGCGCUGAAGCAUUGAAGAAAGCUCGGGAGAGAUCUGAUCAGUUCGGUAAACAACAUGGCGAAAUGUCCAAAUUGGCAAAAGAAUCGCGUCUCCAAGUCGAGAAACUGGAGAACGAGGCAAAAAAUAUAAGGGAAAUAGCAGAAAAAGCUUUUAAUACAUCAUUAUCUGCUAAUAAGAUUGCAAAAGAUAGUAUCAAUAAGCAGGCUAAUAUCAGUAACGAAAUUCAAAUGUUUCCAAACGAAUUGAACGUAGCCUCCAGUAAAUUGGGCACAAUGAAGGACUUGGCUGACCAAGCCUUGAAUAAAUCUAAGUCCGUAUACGACGAAGCUGUAAGCUUAUUCACUAACGUCAAUGUUACAUUUUUAUCCGACAUCAAUCUAAAGAAAUUACGUCAAGAAGCUGUAGCGAUGAACAAAACGAUUAAUGAUAGAUUUUCGGACUACGAACAACUUGAGGACCAGAGUAAAAAUACUCGCCAAAAUUUGAUCGAAGCUACCAGUAAGGGGAAGCAGCUUUUAGACGACGGUCAUAAAAGUCAAGACGAGUUGAACGAUCUUUUAGCGAAGCUGGAUGAACUACGGGAAGAGGCUAGAGAUAACGUCAACUCCACAAACACGACAUUGAAAGACGCUAAAGAAAUUUAUAAAACCUUGAAGGAAUUCAGUGACCAAGUGAAAGACUCCCGCAUGGAGGCGUCGCGGGCUGUUCAAGACAUACCAUCGAUACAGGAGAAAUUGGUCGCAGCAGAGGAUAACAUCAAUAUGAUUACUGAUGACCUCAUUACGGCAAGCGACAAAGCUAGAGAUGCCAGGGACUUAGCUCUUAAGGCCCAGAAGGAAUACGCUGAUAAGGCCUCUGAGGAGGCGCAUAAUGUUAAAAAUAAAGCAUCCAGAGCUAAAACGGAGGCAAUUAAACUAAGGGAUGAGGCAGAUAAAUUAUCUACUCGAGUGAAAGGCACAGAAACCCAAAUUAAAUCCCUGGAGCUACAGGCGAAUGAGAGCAUGCAGUUGACAGAAGACGCUAAGAAAAAGGUGGGACUGGCGAAAACUGAUACUCGCGAGGCUGAGAGACAAGUCCUAAAGGGUCUCGAGGAUUUGCAGGCUAUAAAGAACGAAUUGGCAAAUCUUCUUGACUUGGAUGAUAAUGCACUGGACAAUCUCGAGAAAAGCUUGGACGAGGUAGAAGAGAAAUUGAAGGCGGAAAAUCUGGCAGAUAAGAUUAAGUCCCUCGAACAGGCCAAGACUAACUAUCGCGGAUGGAUGAAGCAGUACCAAGCCGAAUGUGACCAUCUGGAAAGCGAAGUCGACAACAUAAAAUUGAUACUGUCCGAAUUGCCAAACGGCUGUUUUAAAGGCAUCACUUUGGAACCGACCGAAGGGCAUAGUAGGAACAUUUAGGAUAGGUAGUUUAAGUUAAUAUUCGUAGUUUUAGCACACAUUUCGAAAGUAAUUUCGAAGGCAUUCACCGCGCAAUAAGCCGAAAAUGACACUUCACGAACGUAGCGGACAUUGUCAUGCAAUUAAAUAUGUUGUUCUUAUCACCUGUUUUAUUGUUUAUCACAUAAAUACAAGUGGUAAUACAAUAUAUAAAUGAUAAAACCAUAAAUAUGUUUCUUAUGAGCUCGCUAAUCGUCUUUCGAGCUUAUAAUGAACAUACUCAUGGUAAAUAUCACAUUAAAUAUUAAGUUUAUAUAUAUAUAUUAUAUUAUAUAUGCAUUGAAGUAGUAAUACUUGUUUUAUCUGGAUUGAACAAUUGCAAAGGAUGGAUGAAAGGAGAAUAAUGAAAGAGAAUGAGGCAGAUUACAUGGAAAUGGUGCUAGGAUACUGCAUAGACGGACAUAUGAAUAUUGAUGAAAGAAUGUAGAGGAUGCAAGAGAAACAUGGCGUCUCUGCCUGUCUCAUAGGAGACAGACGUGACGAUAUGUAUGUUUGUAUGAGAACUGUUGUUACCAGAGAAGUACCUUAUCAAGUACAGGACAAGAUUACUACCUAUAUGUUUAAAACGCGGGUUAUUACUAUGUCCGUUCUGGAUAUACGGGACCUGUCGUUAAUGUGGCGAGUAUAAAAAAAUGCCAUAAGCAUUAAACAGGUUCCCAUUUUAUAAUUCUAGUAUAAUAAGUGAAUGUUUGGAAAGAGCCGGAAUUAAGUGGAAUUACAUCAAUAGACUUGUGGUAUAAAUGAGUUACAACCGUUAUGAGGUGUAUGGAAGAUACAGAUUACAUACUUAUUGUGUUUUAAUUGUUAUGACUAGUAGUAAGAUCUUAUUUCUAUUGUUACUAACGGUAAACUCGUAUAUAACACGAAGUCGUCUGCUAUAAUAUUUGGAAGAAUUUUACAGCAGAUUCAGCACUGUUUUCCGGUUAUGAUUGAUUGAUGGAGUACCUAUCUAUACUGAAUCUAAUUAUUGUGACCAACACAGACGACAUAAAAAAUAUCUUAUAAGAGGCCCAUAAUUAUAGCAUCAUAUCACGUAGUACAAUAUAUUGUAAAUUGAAUGAUCAACUGCAUAGUAAUGCCACGUAUUUUAGACACCAUCUUUGUAAGGUGUGAUUCGCUUAAAAGCAUAUGGCAGUAAAAUUACAGAGUAUUUAGGCAAAUCCGUCCUCUGAAAUGGCGACGCAAUUGCACACUAUG